AUGUUAAUCAACAUAGUGAGACAUCGGACUGUGGAGGCGAGGAUUGGCGGAGCCCGCCUAAAAGCAACCGUUAGCAACGGAUGUCCUCAGGGUGGGGUCCUGUCACCCUUGCUUUGGUCCAUGGUUGUGGAUGUGACGGGGGCUAUCAAGACAGCGCCAACAGCGGCUCUUGAGGUCAUGCUAAGCCUGCCACCACUACCGCUCUAUAUAAAGGCGGAAGCGUGCUUGGCCGCUCUGAGGUUACGCUCAGCAGGAACUUGGAAGAUUAUUGAACCCGGAGCCGUUACUCUGUUUACAGAUGGUUCAUGUGUUGAGGGCUCCUCAGGAGCCGGCUACCACUGUCUAGAGCUCCAGUUGAGUGGAUCGGUGUCCCUUGGCCAUUACACCACGGUGUUUCAGGCUGAGGUCGCUGCCAUUACGCUGGGCACCCAAAGACUGUUGGAGGCCGGUAUUGAGGGAAGGAAAAUACAAAUCUUUUCGGACAGCAGAGCUGCAAUUCUCUCCAUAUCGGGCUGGAGAUCGCGAUCUGCUCUUGUCGCGGAAUGCCAGGAGGUAUUGGAAUUGACUUUCCGGCAAUGCGAGGUUGAUCUAUACUGGGUACCUGGACACCAAGGAAUUGAAGGCAACGAAGAAGCAGACCGCCUUGCAGUUGAGGGAGCAGGGGUUGACUUCGUUGGACCUGAACCAGUAGUCGGACUAUCCUCACAAAUGAGGAAGUCAAUUAUAUUAGAAGAUAUGAUCAAGGCUCAUCAGGCGUAG
Messenger RNA from Phlebotomus papatasi, 759 nucleotides. RefSeq lists its product as uncharacterized. The record is from RefSeq and is a predicted model, not a curated record. Bases 1 to 759 code for a protein of 252 amino acids. Lineage: Eukaryota; Metazoa; Arthropoda; Insecta; Diptera; Psychodidae. Gene Ontology annotation, molecular function: RNA-DNA hybrid ribonuclease activity; nucleic acid binding. The transcript is spliced from 3 exons. Gene Ontology annotation, biological process: DNA replication, removal of RNA primer.